Auanema sp. JU1783 is the source of this 1032-nucleotide messenger RNA. The record is from the annotation of a GenBank genome assembly. Lineage: Eukaryota; Metazoa; Nematoda; Chromadorea; Rhabditida; Rhabditidae.
AUGUCAGGAGAAGGUUGUUCUAAUACACCUAUCAACUUAAUUCCCAAAAGUGAUUAUGUUGAACCAAAUAUUGAAAUUCCACCGACAGUACUUGUCCUAGGGAUGGCUGGAUCAGGCAAGACUUCAUUUGUCCAGAGAUUAAGUGCUCACCUUCACUCAAAAAACACUCCACCUUAUGUUAUCAAUUUGGAUCCAGCUGUGCAUAAGGUUCCCUACCCAGCUAAUGUAGAUAUAAGGGACACUGUUAAAUAUAAACAAGUUAUGGAAGAGUAUAAUCUUGGACCCAAUGGCGCUAUCAUAACUUGCUUAAAUUUGAUGUGCACACGUUUCGAUCAGGUGCUAUCUAUCAUCAAGUCUAGAGCUACGCAGUAUUCCACAUGCAUCAUCGACACACCAGGGCAAAUUGAAGCUUUCACAUGGAGUGCAAGUGGUUCCAUCAUCACGGAUUCUCUGGCGAGCAGCCAUCCAACAUGCAUAGCAUACGUCGUCGAUUCGGCUAGAGCUACCAAUCCAACAACUUUCAUGUCUAAUAUGUUAUAUGCCUGCUCCAUUCUUUAUCGUACUAAACUUCCAUUCUUCAUAGUUUUCAAUAAGUCAGACAUUGUCAAACCAACAUUCGCUCAGAAAUGGAUGAAAGAUUUUGAAAAAUUCGACGAAGCUCUUGAAGAGACAAGAAGCUCAUAUAGUAAUGAUCUCAGUCGAUCACUUUCUUUGGUGCUCGAUGAAUUUUACGAAGGACUCUCCACCGUCUGCACUUCUUCCACUACCGGUGAAGGUAUGGAAGAUGUUCUUGAAGCUAUCGAGAAGUGUAGAAAACAGUAUAUUGCCGAGUACUUGCCAAUGUAUAGAAAGUUGAUCGAAGAUAAGAAAGCUUUAGAUGAGCAAGAACGUCAAGAAGCCAAGAAGGAGAGCUCCGCUUUCCGAGAAGUAGCUUCACUCAAUACUGAUGACAUGGGUGCGAAGUUGGACAAAAUCCAUAUUGGAGGUGUGGAACAAGAAAAUGCGGAAGAUGCUGACCUUUUACGUUCUUAG